Kockovaella imperatae is the source of this 1701-nucleotide messenger RNA. Its product is annotated as P-loop containing nucleoside triphosphate hydrolase protein. Lineage: Eukaryota; Fungi; Basidiomycota; Tremellomycetes; Tremellales; Cuniculitremaceae. Gene Ontology annotation, biological process: P-body assembly; cytoplasmic stress granule assembly. The annotation marks the transcript as partial. The record is from RefSeq and is a predicted model, not a curated record. Gene Ontology annotation, molecular function: RNA helicase activity; ATP binding; mRNA binding. Gene Ontology annotation, cellular component: P-body; cytoplasmic stress granule. The transcript is spliced from 8 exons.
GACUACAGAACAGGCUUGAAAGCUCCGCCAAAAGAUGACCGGCCACAGACAGAGGAUGUCACGGCAACGGGCGGCUCAUCAUUCGACGACUUUGACUUGAAGCGAGAGCUUUUGAUGGGUAUCUACACCGCUGGAUUCGAAAAACCAUCCCCUAUCCAAGAACAAGCCAUCCCAAUGGCACUCUCUGGCAGAGAUAUUCUAGCUCGAGCAAAGAACGGUACUGGUAAGACCGCAUCAUUCGUCAUUCCUUCCCUAAACCUCGUCGACACUUCUAUCCCUCACAUUCAAGCUCUUCUCCUCGUUCCCACUCGGGAAUUGGCAUUACAAACAUCCCAAGUCUGUAAGACGCUUGGGGCCCACAUUCCAGGACUUCAAGUCAUGGUCUCCACGGGUGGAACAACAUUACGUGAUGAUAUUAUGCGAUUACAAGAACCCGUUCAUAUUCUCGUUGGAACCCCGGGACGUAUUUUGGAUCUCGGUGGAAAAGGCAUCGCAGACUUGAAGCGAUGCAAAAGUUUCGUCAUGGACGAAGCGGAUAAACUGUUGAGCGAGGAAUUCACGCCAGUCAUCGAACAGCUAUUGGCCUUGUGCCCCCAGGAGAGACAGGUCAUGCUGUUCUCCGCUACUUUCCCAUACAUUGUCAAGGAUUUCUCGGAUCGACACAUGGUCCAACCUUUCGAGGUCAAUCUCAUGGACGAGCUCACACUCAAGGGUGUCACUCAAUACUACGCCUACGUAGAAGAACGUCAAAAAGUUCACUGUCUCAAUACUCUCUUUUCCAAGCUGCAAAUCAACCAAUCCAUCAUCUUUUGUAAUUCUACCAAUCGUGUCGAGCUGCUCGCCAAGAAGAUCACAGAACUCGGCUACUCAUGUUUCUAUUCUCACGCAAAAAUGCUCCAGGCUCAUCGAAAUAGAGUCUUCCAUGACUUUCGAAAUGGAAUGACGAGGAAUCUCGUCUGCUCAGAUCUUCUCACUCGAGGUAUCGAUAUCCAAGCUGUCAAUGUCGUCAUCAACUUCGAUUUCCCGCGAACCGCUGAGUCAUAUCUCCAUCGGAUCGGUCGAUCUGGACGUUUUGGACAUCUUGGAUUGGCUAUUUCACUUCUGACGAUUGAGGACCGUCACAAUCUGUAUCGUAUCGAAUCUGAACUAGGCACUGAGAUUGCCCCUAUUCCCGGAACCAUUGACCCUGUGCUCUAUGUCGCUCCGUCCUCUAUCGAACCAGAACCUGCUGCAGCUCCUCCCCCCCGGGCUGCUCCCCCCAAGCUUGCAGCGUCGUCUCAGCCUGGCUCAGCGGUUCCGGCUCAGCCUCAGCCCCCUCAACAACGAGCGGGCAACAGUGCCACGCCAGCUGCGCCGAAACACAACAGUGCGACGCCGCCUGCUCCCUCUCAGCCUGGACAACAAACAAGCAACGGUCAACAGAGCAAUGCGAACUCGAAUGAUAGGGCUUUGAAUAAUGCGUCCGGCGUCAAUGGAGCCAAUGUACCGCCAGCCGAAUCUCAGAAUCAACGAAGACAGAAUGAUAGACCGCCCCAGAAUCAGAACCAGAAUCAGCAGAGCAACCACCCUGGCGGUCCCGGAGGUGGACGUGGUGGAUACGAGGGAGGCCGAGGAGGCCAGCGUGGUCGUGGUGGAAGAGGGCGAGGUCAGCCACCCAGCGGAGGAAGAGGUGCUGCACCAAUUGGAGCGGGGCAGGCAUAG